ACUAAAUAAUGCGUAUUCAAUCUUCGGUAUCGCCCUCUACAUCUGAGGCAUUCCCAUCUGAGGCAUGGCUCCGUUCAUACCCCCAUUUGGCAUCAUUCCAGGAUUUGGCAUGCCUCCAACACCAAAACUGGACAUGUCUGGUCCUCCCAUGCCACCCAUUUGUGGUGGCAUGCCUCCCAUUCCUCCGUUUUCAAGCAUGAGAACACCUCCCCCGAAACCAUUCAGGUUUCCAUAGGUGGCAGCGAUUCCAUCCUGUGCAUCAUCUUCCUUAGGUGGUUCGGUACGCUUUUCCAAGUCUUCGAUUCGCUGAUGAGUUCUCUUGAAAGUUUGUACGAGGAAGGGCAUAACGAAGUUAGUGUACCCAUUGAGCCAUCCAAGUUCGAUAACAACAUCUGGACUGAUGUGAGAAAAGCAUGUGUACAAGGCUGCGCAGAAGCAUUCCUUUUCAGAAGAAUCACAGAAGAAACGAAGAAGGCUUUCGAUAAUCUCGCUGUCCCCAGACUCGUUGGCAGUAUCGAUACAAUCCUUCCACAUGCGAUCAUUCUUCGACAAAUCGAUAGACUGACUCCAUUUCUUGUUGCAUCGGUAGACGUAUGCUGAGAUGCGACGGAACUCCAACAGCUCGUGAGUGGCCAAUUUAGAAGCAAGAGCAAUCAUAUUGAAGUUGUUGAAUCCAUCAAUAGAUUUUCUCAAGGAUUCAUAAUCUUCAUCCUCUACGUAGAGCUCAUUGAGAGCCUCAUUCACAGGGCUGAGAUUAUUCUUUUGCACCGACUUGAGGUAGUCUUGUCCGAGCUGCAACGCAUGAUCACCAGAUCGGCGCAACUGACUGACUACGCGAGAAUGGUCAAUGCUUUCUUCCAAAACUUCCAUGAGUCGAGUAAACAGAUCUGGAUGCAUUGUGAGGUAGUAAUUCACAGCCUUGUACAUGAUCUCGUUGUUUCUGACCUUGACGACAGCGUCCAAGAAAAUGUCGUUGUCGAAGGAAUUGGCUCUUUCAAUCAUGAUCUUGAUAGCGCUAUCAUGCUGUUUGUCAUGGGUAUACAAGUACACAGCAGGGUCCCAUAGCCUAGCGCGUUCGCAUGCGCGUACUACCUUCGAAACAUUGAGCUUGCUGAAGAAAACCUUGCAAUGUUCCAUCGCUUUGUCAGGGACGUGCUUCGUGUACAGCACACCGAGCUCAGUAAAGAUUCCAAUAUGAGCGUCCUCGAUUCCAAUUCCUUGUUCGAAAAGCGCGAUCACUUGAGUGAAGCAUCCCAAGUCGGAAUAGUAUGCUACUACCUCAUCAAUGUGAUCAGGGUACUUGAUAACCUCUAGACCACAGGUGGAAGCGAGACGGAACUCCUCAGCUCGCAGACAGGCAAAGCAUACAUGCUUCCACGUUGAAACAUUGUUGGCCUUCUGCGCAGCUGCAACAGCCUCUCUGAAUUCUUCGAGAUGAAUGUGACAAAGCGCAAGUUUCGAGUUGUUGUUGAUGCUAAUGAAUAGGAUCUUCGCCGCAUGAUAGAGUCCUUCACUGAAGCACCGGUCACCAAUAUUCUGGAUAUUAGACACAUUGGGGCCAGUCACGAAUUGCUCCAACUCAGUCAGAUUGUUCGUCUUUGCGUAAGCAUAGAUUAACUCAGUAUCGAUGACAUUCUCUUGCAUCGACUUGCGUGCCAUCUUGAGAUAAGGGAUAAGCUCAGACCAAAUUUCACCUUCGUUCGCUUCAGCACAGACCUUAAUGUACUCGCUGGCAUCCUCUGCGUUGAUGAAUGAGAGAAUCGCUUCUGAAGCUUCCUUGGCAUCGAGUUGAGCCUUACCGAGCUUCGACCAAACAGGCUUUUCAUCACAUUGAGUUGCGUACGACUUGGCUCUAUCCAAAUCCUUCAUGAAGUCAACGAGAACACCAAUGGCAAGAACCUGCAACUCGACCUGUUCGUCCUUGUCUUGAGUAUACUCUGGCUUCGAGAACUUCGUGUAGAUACUGAAUCCUUCUUCGAAAAGAUUGUGGCUCUCGGAAACACAAAUGAGAGCAAUAUCCUUCGCAUCAAAGUUGUCCAGUUGAUCAAUGUAACCUGAAACUCUAGUAGCAUCAGCCCGAAUGGCAGUGAGAAUAAGAAGGUUUUGCAAGUUCUUGUUGUCUGAAAAGUCUGAUCCUUGCAGAACAAUGCGCUCCAAAAGAGUGAUAAGCUCUCCUGGAAGAUCAGCAGCCAUAAAGGCCUUCACUGUGCAUGAUACUUCAUCAGCGGAAGUACUCUCAGGAAGGGCCCAUUCAACAAUUUGAUCGAUCAGUUGACGACGAGAACCUUCGUCACUCUCUUCUUGACCCUCUUCCUUGUUGAGAACCUUAGCCCACAAUUCCAAGUCCUGGCGUUCCACGAGGUAUUUUGCGAGAUCGCGAAAAAGACCGUGCUUUUGACUGAUAGAGAUGAGCUCUUCAUCACAUUCACCAGCACCCUUCUUGUACGCAGUAAAUGCAAGUUGGGGAUCAAGGGCUUCACAGUAAGGUCCUAGAACCUUGGGAUCGUAAAACAUGUUGUUCGUCAAGAAUGCCUUGGGAUCGCGGUUGAGAGUGAUGUAAAUCUUUCCAAGGGCAUUGUGAGUUCCUUGUUCAGUGCUUCCGGUUGCAACACGGGCUUCGAGCCACGGUUGAAGCAAACGAAGGCGGUUUCGAGUCUCGGCUAUUUCAACCAGAUCAUCCACUGGGCAAGCAGUUCCAACAGCCAUCAAGAUUCUCUUGAUGAAAUCUUCAUUAGCACCCAAGUCGAAAAGCUUUCCGAUCACUUGGGGGGUCUUUUGUGGUGAUACCUUAGUAACAUAAACCUCGACGUAUUGAAGAAGACUGUUGAGGUAGAGGUAGUCGGUCAACUCGUCAACAAAGUCGAAACGAUCACAGACGUGAAUUAAAGGGCGUGGAUCUGCUAGUUUUGCACCCAUAAGGUAAUCCUUGACUUCUUUGGGGACAUAUACGUUGGAAUCACGACAAACACGUUCCGCUUCCUUGAAUUGACCUAGCAUACAGGAUGAUUGAAUGUACUUGAAGUGAACGAAAGAAUCUUCGGAAAAAUUGACAAUAGAUCCGAGGUAGUAGUACAAUCCUUCAGUUGCCUUGUUUUGUUCAAAUACCUCCACUAGAGCCUCAGAACCGAGCUCUUCGUGAUACUUCUUGGCAACUUCAACGCACACCUGCAUAUUUUGGGGGCCACGGCUCAUCAUGUCCUUAAGGAGUGAAAUACUUUGAUCUCUGCUCAGCUUUCCAAAAAAAUCAACCACGAAUUCUUGAGACAUCUGGUGACUAUUCUUGAAACAACGCUUGAUAUCAGCGAUUUCACUGAAGUUCUCAGCAGCACGUUGCCACAUGCCAGCUCGUUCACAAAGCUUUGCUACAUGAUUCUUGUCAUAGUGGGUCAAUGUUCCUUGUUGCAUAAUGGCAUCGGCCACUUGUGGUGCUCCACCGAUCAAGUUGAUUUCAAGUAGCUUUGUCUGAAGAUAAUUGUGUUCUGGCUUGUUGUCCUUCAGAGCUUCAAGUAAGAACGCUGUGGUUUCUUGGAUACGAUUACUGCUCAAAAAUGCCUCCGCAGUCUGCUGGAUAUCAAUGUAGGGGCCACCUUCGGCACUGACCAACCCCUUCGCAAGAUCCAAAGCUCCGGCGGGAUUGUUGAACAAAAGCUGACUCAACAUUUGCGAGUAAUCCAUUUUGAACCCAACGCUGGUGGAGUACGGUACAAUUUUAUCGUAUUCGCCACGUUGAGCAAAGCAUUGGAUUGCCUUUGCAUGACUUUCAGCUCGAAGGUACACACUUAGUGCCAUGCCUACAUCGACCGGCAUGAUCAGAUCACCAAGCUGUUCGGAGCACUGAAGCUUAUCUUCUUUCAACCAUUUCUCCAAAAGAGGAGUUCGCUGUUGUUGAAUGACAGGCUUUGCGACUUCGAUACUUUCUUGUUCAUUUAGCCGACCACUUUCCAGUAGAACCGAAAAGUAUUGCAAAACUGGAGGGACACCAUUUGGCUGUGCCGGAAUCUGUUGGAAUCUAGCAAUGGUGGCUGGCGUACGAAGUGCGGUUCCAGACGAAGCAACAACCAAAGCAGCUUCCCUGACUUGACCAGCACCGAUGAGUUGCUCAAAUUGAGCGGCCAUCAAUUGCUCGGCACCUGGCAAAUUCAAUCUUCCUGCAAGUUUGACUGCCAACUCAGCAUUACGCAAAGUCUGCAUAAUGUAGGGUACAACGUGUUGCGUAUUCAGCUGAAGACGCAAUACUUUUCCAGUCCGGACGGUGAUUCCGAACACAGCUCCUGCAGAAUCGGAAGCGCAAGUGAGGAAAAUUGUUUCAUUCGAGAUCUUGGCACGAUAAAUGAUGGACCCCGAGUGGACAUCAAACAUGUAUACAUAUCCAGCCUUGGUUGUCAAAUAUGCGAUGUCGUCCUUCGAGAUGGUAAGAUUCACGGGGAAAUCGGAAGCAGCUUCCGGAGGAACUGGAAUAGGCUGUGGCGGAAUCACGAAUGGGGCACCUAGGCUAGGAUCCCGGCCGAUCUCUCGGAUGUAAAGCUGAGGUGGCGCACUUGGGUUUUCAGCCUUCUUCUCGUGAAAGACUAAGACCUGCGCUAGAUCAGAUCUGCCCGCCAGUUUCAAAUGAGCAAAGGCGCCAGCAUGUCCUUGCAACGGUUGAGACACCUUUCGAUCCAUUGAAAAAAGCUGCAUAUUACCGUUGACAACUCCUUGACCACCCGCAGAGAUUCCACCCAACAAGCACCACUUGCCGUCUGGGGACACACGAUAGUUGAUGAUUUGAGUGUUCGCACCCAUGGUUGCAUGGCGAUCGAAUACCUUCACGGGUGGGCCUUGUCCCUCCAAUGACCAGUGGUAUACUGCGGUCGCCGUGACCAUACCAAGGUUUGUGGGCGAAGUCCAUUUCCAGAAGACAAGAGGUUCGCUCAUGUCGUGCGAGUUAAGUUUUGCCUUGGUAUCUAGGUUGAACAACUGAACCCUGGUGGCGCUUCCAACAUUCGAUCGAAGUGCCAAAAUUUUCUGGGCUGGAUUCAUAAUAGCGGCUUCUGCUUGAAUAGGUUUACGGUCAACCUGCGCUCCUUGCCGCAAAUCAAUCAUCGCCACUUGACCUUCCUCGCGGCAGACGAUGAAAUGGUCGGAUUCCAUUGUAGUCAGUCCAUGUUUGAUAGAA
This is a messenger RNA of Pseudo-nitzschia multistriata, 5155 nucleotides long. Lineage: Eukaryota; Bacillariophyta; Bacillariophyceae; Bacillariales; Bacillariaceae. The record is from the annotation of a GenBank genome assembly.